UUGAGAAUUUAAAAGAUCAAUCAAUCAAUCAAUCUAAUUACUAUCAAUUCUAUACAUCCAAUACUCAUAAACGUACUACAUAUACACAUACUACAACCAUGGAUCAACAGGCGUUACAGAAGCUAUUGAUUGAGAUGGACAAUCAAUUAAAUAAAUCCAGAGCCGAAUUACAAAUGUGUUAUCUUCAAUUAGAUCGAGUUGAUACCAAUUUACAUUUAAUAUCAAAGACCAGAGCAUCAUUAAAGAAACAAUGUAGUGAUGAUGAAACCGUAUGGCAAGGAGUUGGAAAGGCAUUCUUGGCCAUUGAUGCUAAGGAUUAUUUAGGUGGUCUUGCUGAUGAUGAAAAAGAAUUCAAUGAAUCUAAAAAGAGUUUAAAUAUUAAGAGAAAUUACUUGGAGACUACGUUAGAGAAAACUGCUCAAAGUAUGAAUCAAAUAGUAGGUAAUAAGAGGUAAGUAAAUACAAUAGAACUCACCUUUUCAUGUCAAAACUUAUGUACAAUAUCCUUUUGUUAGAUUAAUAUUUAUAUAUAAUGCAUAAUAUCA
This is a messenger RNA of Scheffersomyces coipomensis, 545 nucleotides long. Its product is annotated as prefolding complex chaperone subunit. The transcript has a single exon. Lineage: Eukaryota; Fungi; Ascomycota; Pichiomycetes; Serinales; Debaryomycetaceae. The record is from RefSeq and is a predicted model, not a curated record. Gene Ontology annotation, biological process: protein folding. Gene Ontology annotation, cellular component: prefoldin complex. Bases 99 to 455 code for a protein of 118 amino acids.